CGGCACAGGCUCUGCUGGGCGGCCGUCGGGAGCGCGCAGGCGCGGCGGGGGCUCGGGGAGUGCGGAGUAACGGCUCGGCGCGCGGUGAUCAUCAUCCAGUGAGCUGUCAGACCACAAGAAAACAUGGGGAGGAUUUUCCUCACGGGCGAAAAGGCUAAUUCAAUAUUAAAACGCUACCCAAGAGCAAAUGGGUUUUUUGAAGAAAUAAGACAAGGCAACAUUGAACGUGAAUGCAAAGAAGAAGUCUGCACGUUUGAAGAAGCCAGAGAAGCUUUUGAAAAUACUGAGAAAACCAAAGAGUUUUGGAACACCUACACAAAAGCUCAACAAGGAGACAAUAACAGAGGAAGUGACUGGUUUCAGUUUUAUCUUACCUUUCCUUUAAUCUUUGGUCUCUUUAUUAUCCUCCUUGUCCUUUUCCUAAUCUGGAGAUGCUUCCUAAGAAACAAAAUUCGCAGACAGACAGUGACUGAAGGCCACAUUCCUUUCCCUCAACACCUUAAUAUCAUCACUCCUUCUCCCCCACCAGAUGAAGUGUUUGAUAGCAGUGGCUUAUCCCCAGGCUUUCUGGAAUAUGUUGUUGGGCGUUCAGAUUCCGUCUCCACUCGUCUGUCCAAUUGUGACCCCCCACCGACCUAUGAGGAAGCCACUGGGCAGGUGAAUCUGCAGAGGAGUGAUACGGAGCCUCAUUCAGAUCCACCACCUGAGUACGACGACAUCAUCAACUCCAGCUCUGCCAGUGCCAUUGCCAUGGUGCCUGUGGUCACCACCAUCAAAUGAAGCUCCCAACUUUUUACUAUAAUCAUUUUUAAAAUACUAAUGAAAGAAAUUUCUAGCACUUUACCACUACAUAAAUGUGCAUUCAUCUAUUUUAUUGAACUCUUAAAGCAUACCACUCUUUUAUAGUUUGAUUUGAUUUUCAUGGUUUCCUGGUAUAAAAUUAUGAUUCCUGCUAAUUUUGGCUCAUGGAAAUAGGUCUAGGUGGGAAAACAUAAUAGCGGAUGAUUCCGUGUGAUGUGAUGAGGUUAAUUCUGUGCAUAUAUGCAUGUGGCCAGUAUAUCUGUAACUGUCUCACUCCUAUCCAAAUAAUUUGUAAAGAAAACAUUACUCACCAAAAUUGGGGAUGAAAGACAUGAACAAUUUGUGAAAUAGUCAGCAACAUACUAUUGAAUUCUAAAUGUAAGCUGAACCUAUCAUGUUUUCUAAUUCAUAGUGGCUUUUAUUAACCUUUUCCUUCAACUAUCAUGAAAAAAACUGCACAGUCCACCUUGAUGUUUAGAUACAUUUCAGAGAUAUGUGGCGGGAAGCACAAUAGUCAGUAACUUAUGGCAUAGCAAGAACAUCAUUGCUCUUUAUUGGCAUUUGAAUAAUACUGCACGAGGGAUUUUUGACUGUCAUGCUUCUCACACACACAAAAUAUUUAAACUGUGUUUGCUUAGUACCUCUGAAUGCCUUAGGCUCUUUGUAUUACCAUCUUGGCGGAAGGAUUUCCUGCCAAACAGAAUACUGAUUACUCUCUUGCUCAUUUGUGACAGUAAUUAUUUCUUUUUCUCUUUAAUUGCCUUUUACUCUACUCCUCACUCCCUCUCCCACCACCCAGAUCUUUAUUUAAGCACCUAAGAGUUCAGUUAAGAUAAAAUUUUUGAAAUUUUUUUCCUUAGUGUUUUUAGAGAGACUGAAGUGUUUGCCUUUGGAUGAUUAAGAGGCAAUUUUCCUUUAGAUGAAGAACUGUGAUUUUUUUUAUAUAUUGCUCUCCAAUCAGUGGAGUAAGAUUACGAAGUUUGUGUUGUGCCAGGUGCACAAUAAUAAACCUAGCAAGAGCUUCAUGUAGAUAUCAUUUCUGUUGCUUUUUGAUUUUGUAUUUUCAUUGAAUCAUUCUUUACUUUUUCUCUUGAAGGAGAGGGAACAGGUAAUGAAUGAACUGCCAACAUAAAGUGGCUCCAAAAGAAAAUCAGUGCAUCCUAUGAACUUCCAUGGUGUAUGCACUGAUAGAAAAUUUAUUACAGGGAAUGGAUGAAUUUUCAGGGAAAACGUCAGCACCUUUUUGGUGUUGGAUAAAAUGGUUGAGAAGUUAGAGGGAAAACAGAAUUCCAUGUGCCAUACCCUGCAUCCUCCAUCUCCCUCAACACUUCCCUCCAUCCUGCUCUGGAAACCAAAGGAAGGGGAAUGCUAGUGGGGAGCACUCAGAACUAGGAGUCUGAUUCCAUUCUGCAACACAUUUGCCACGGUACCUUAGGGAAGGAAGACUCUCAAAUUCCUUCUGCCUUUCUCCAGGGGCUUUAAAUGGAUUUAACAAGAUGGCAUGUGUGGCAGUACUCAAAGAUGUGAAGAGCUAUCUAGAUAUCCGGUGAUACCAUUGUACUUAUGCAUAAGGGAAAUUUUUCUUUUUCCCUAAAACUCAAAAGAGUUUUCAUGUAGUGAUAACAGCAUAGGCUGCUUGUCACCUGUGCUCUCUAACCACCAGUCCGAGGAUCCAGUGCUGGUCUCCACUGCUGUACCAAUUUGAAGAUAACAGACAGCUCAGCAAAACAGAAUUAAGAAAACUAGAACGAGAGUUUGGUAGUUGUUAUAGCUUUCAUAGACUAAGUGUAACCUUUUUCUAAAACAAUUGGCCAUAAGAACAGCUUUGACUUCCGGUCAAAGCUGAAAGUAUGGGAAUGUUGGAUCCCAAAAUGUGUGUUUUGCUUUCUUUCUUUCUUUUUUUUUUUUUUUUUGCUUUUUGGGUCACACCCAGCGAUGCUCAGGGGUUACUCCUGGCUCUGCACUCAGGAAUUACUCCUGGCGGUGCUUGGGGGACCAUAUGGGAUGCCGGGGAUCGAACCUGGGUCGGCCGCGUGCAAGGCAAACGCCCUACCCGCUGUGCUAUCGCUCCAGCCCCUUGCUUUCUUUCUAAAUGAAAAAAUAGGCUUCCUUUUGUGUGGGUUGCUUGUGAUUAAUUAUCAGGCCUCAGAUAAGACCAGCAGUGUUCAAAGUGUGGCCCAUGGAGUCCCUGAGAGUCCUCACAGACCCUUCAAAGGGAUCUGGGAGAUUAAAAACUAUUUUCAUAAUAAUACAAAGACAUUAUCUUUUUCAAGCUCUGUCUAUCAAAAAGUAGCUGAAAAUUUAAAAGGAUGCCAAACAGAAACCUUGUGUUUCAGAAAAUGAUGAUUUCUUUAGAUUUUUAUUCAUGUUAGCAUGUAGUGAACUUUGAAAAUUUUUUUUAAAAUUUCUAGUUUUAUUCUCUACUCGGGCAAUUACUGAUAGCUAAAAAUACAUUUAAAAAUGCCCUCCAAGAGUAGAGGGGUCUGGAGACCAAAUUUUGCCAAUUUCUGAAUAAAGAAGUAAGAUAUUCUUGCAAUUUUCACAUCUGAAACACCUCGUAUUGGAUUCAGUAUGCCUCUUAGGAGAUACCAGAAUCGCAUUUUAAGAAUGAAUGCAGAAACUUGAAGCAAAAGCCACAGCCAAAACCAUAAACUGACCAAUGAUUUCAGUUUUUUAGACUGUUGGUCAAUUCCUUGUGAUAACUGGCAUUAGCCAUAGGUCUCAUGGAGGCAUUUGUUUAAAGAUAGGACUAACUAAAUGCAACUUUCAUCAAGAAAGUCUCUUUGGUUUGUUUAUUUUGGGUUUUACAUGUUCAAAACAACUCUUUUGGUACUCCAUCUAAUUUUAUAAGCUGAUUUUCUUAACAUUUAUUAUAAUUAAAGGGGCUUAUCUGGAAUAAUAUAUAUUUUUAUGCUUUUGCCUUUCUUAACUGAUUGAUAUUACAUUCACCUUUGAUCAUUUUUAAUAAAGGUUUAUUUUUGCAGGAUAUAUUUAGUACCUUUCUUAUGCAGGAACUAAAUCAAGCCUCUCAGUUUGCAUUUAAAUGAAAGAAAGGGCUCAGUGGUUUCCUGGUGGAAUGGUUUCCAAGUCUCCACGCAUAGUGGUUAUAUAUGGAUUCCUAGAACUGGCACUUUCUGGCUCCUUGCUUUGAAUAUCAGAGUGAAUUUUAUCUGUUUUAAAGUAAAUUCCAUGAUUUUUCUUCUGUUGCCCAGUACAAAUACAAAUGCUGUGUUUGAUUCCUUGUUAAUGAUGACUUUAAGAUUGAUCUGAUAUAAUAACUGUGGCAGUAGCUUUAACUUGGUUCUAUGUAAAUACCAUGGAUUUUAAAUUUUCACAUUUUUAAACACUUGGUUUACAUUAAAUUAUGGUAUUUAACUAUUUUUAUGUUUAUACUUGGUAAGGUUUUUCUUAUGUUUCUGUGUUUUUGGUAUGCUAAAUAAAGCUAUUUUUA
This is a messenger RNA of Sorex araneus (European shrew), 4252 nucleotides long. Its product is annotated as transmembrane gamma-carboxyglutamic acid protein 1. Gene Ontology annotation, cellular component: extracellular region. The transcript is spliced from 4 exons. Lineage: Eukaryota; Metazoa; Chordata; Mammalia; Eulipotyphla; Soricidae. The coding region runs from base 124 to 780 and encodes 218 amino acids. The record is from RefSeq and is a predicted model, not a curated record. Gene Ontology annotation, molecular function: calcium ion binding.